Carlito syrichta (Philippine tarsier) is the source of this 3084-nucleotide messenger RNA. It is a transcript of the gene SALL3, whose product is annotated as spalt like transcription factor 3. NCBI's taxonomy places the organism in Eukaryota, Metazoa, Chordata, Mammalia, Primates, Tarsiidae. Gene Ontology annotation, molecular function: DNA-binding transcription factor activity, RNA polymerase II-specific; RNA polymerase II cis-regulatory region sequence-specific DNA binding. Gene Ontology annotation, biological process: regulation of transcription by RNA polymerase II. Gene Ontology annotation, cellular component: nucleus. The record is from RefSeq and is a predicted model, not a curated record. The transcript has 6 exons. Bases 1 to 3084 code for a protein of 1027 amino acids.
AUGGCAAGAGUGCCCUCCACCGUCCAUCGCCGAGCGCGCACACCAAGGUCUCCGGGAAGGGACAGAAAAUUUUUCUAUUGCGUCUGGAAUUUCUUCUACAUUGUUAAACACACCCGCCGUGUCCGGCGCUGCGUGGAAGACAGCAAGCCUGCGGGUCCGAGCGCCCCAGCCACGUGCGCCCAGUCUGAAAGAUUGCAGAUUAGUUUAGCAGCGUUAAGCGAACUGGCAGAGGCAUCUCUAAUUCUGCUGGAAAUGAGGAGGCCCGAUGCCGCCCCUGGGGAAGGCGCCGACGACGCGGACAGCGGCAGCGAUAGCCGCAGUGGCGCCGAGGAGCCCAGCGUAUGCGAGAAAUGCUGCGCCGAGUUCUUCAGCUGGACGGAACUGCUGGCUCACCGCCGCAGCUGUCCCAAGCUGCCGCCCGUGCUCAUCGUACACGACGACGCCCCCGGCCUGCCCACGCCCCUGCUACCUCAGAGCUCAUCCAGCAGUGUCAUCUUCCCCAACCCGCUGGUCAGCAUAGCAGCCACAGCCAGCGCGCUGGACCCACUGUCAGCGCUCAUGAAACAACGCAAGGGCAAGCCACCCAACGUGUCAGUGUUCGAGCCCAAGGCCAGCGCCGAGGACCCGUUUUUCAAGCACAAGUGCCGCUUCUGCGCCAAGGUCUUCGGCAGCGACAGUGCGCUGCAGAUCCAUCUGCGCUCGCAUACGGGCGAGCGGCCAUUCAAGUGCAACAUAUGCGGGAAUCGCUUCUCCACCAAAGGCAACCUCAAGGUGCACUUCCAGCGGCACAAGGAGAAGUACCCGCAUAUCCAGAUGAACCCCUACCCGGUGCCCGAGUACCUCGACAAUGUGCCCACCUGCUCUGGCAUCCCCUACGGCAUGUCGCUGCCCCCAGAGAAGCCAGUGACCACCUGGCUGGACAGCAAACCCGUGCUGCCCACGGUGCCCACGUCGGUGGGGCUGCAGCUGCCACCACCCACACCCAGCACCCACAGCUACACCGACUCCCCUGGUGCCACUCCUGCCAGUCGCUCCCCACAGAGGCCCUCGCCUGCAUCCAGCGAGUGCCCUUCUCUGUCCCCUGGCCUCAACAACCCCGAGCCCAGCGUGCCCGCGCCAGCUGAGUCCCCACAGCCGCUCCUUGGCACUUCCUCCCUACCCAAAGCCGAACCCCUUGGCCUGCCCUGCGCCAACGCCAGGCCAGGGGACACGCCUGUAGGUGGCCCAGCCAGUACAGUGCCGGGAUCAGCAGUCACAGACAGCACGCCCACAGGCCUGGGCAGCCCCGGGCUCCCAGCCGUCUCCGACCAGUUCAAGGCCCAGUUCCCUUUUGGGGGCCUGCUCGACUCUAUGCAAACUUCGGAGACCUCAAAGCUACAGCAGCUGGUGGAGAACAUUGACAAAAAGAUGGCAGACCCCAACCAGUGUGUCAUCUGCCACCGCGUACUCAGCUGCCAGAGCGCGCUCAAGAUGCACUACCGGACGCACACGGGCGAGCGGCCCUUCAAGUGCAAGAUCUGCGGCCGCGCAUUCACCACCAAGGGCAACCUGAAGACGCACUUUGGCGUGCACCGCGCCAAGCCACCACUGCGUGUGCAGCACUCCUGUCCCAUCUGCCAGAAGAAGUUCACCAAUGCUGUGGUGCUGCAGCAGCACAUCCGCAUGCAUAUGGGUGGCCAGAUCCCCAACACGCCACUGCCAGACGGCCUGCAGGACGCCAUGGAUGCCGAGCUGGCCUAUGACGAGAAAGGUACUGAGACACUCAGCAGCCUGGACGGUGACGGCGAUGACUCCAUGGAGGAUGAUGCCGAGCCCAAGGAUGCAACUGACGCAGCCAAGCCGCUGCUGGCCUUUGCGGGCUCCUGCCCGCCAUCACCUCCCUCUGUCAUCUCUAGCUUGGCCGCCCUGGAGAACCAGAUGAAGAUGAUCGACUCCGUCAUGGGCUGCCCCCAACUGGCUGGCCUCAAGGCCGCAGAGAAUGGGUCGGGUGAGAGCGACCGCCUGAGCAACGACUCAUCAUCGGCUGUGGGUGACCUGGAGAGCCGCAGUGCAGGCAGUCCAGCACCAUCGGAGUCAUCGUCCUCGCAGACCCUGUCACCUGCCAACAGCCAGGGAGACAGCUUCCGCUCCAAAUCCCCGGGUCCAGGCCCCGAGGAGCCCCCGGAUGUCCCGCUCAAGACAGAACGGCCAGACAGCCCGGCCCCCGUGCCCGGUGUUGGCGGCGCCCUGGACCUGACUGCCGGGCCCCCUGGCCGACCGGCCAUCAAGGAGGAACCGCCCUUCAGCCUGCUGUUCCUGAACCGUGAGCGGGGUCCCAGCCAAAGCACUCCUAGCCUGGUGUCCGGCGCUGCGCCCACCAUGAUCAAAAUGGAGGUGAAUGGCCACGCCAAGGCCCUGGCACUGGCCGAGGGCCCACCACUGCCAGUUGGUGUCCCAGCACCCGCCGCGCCUCAGACGGUGCUGAACCCGGGCCUGGCACCCAUGCUGGCGCCCCCACCACGCCGGACGCCCAAGCAGCACAACUGCCAGUCAUGCGGGAAGACCUUCUCCUCAGCCAGUGCCCUGCAGAUCCACGAGCGCACGCACACCGGCGAGAAGCCCUUCGGCUGCACCAUCUGCGGCCGUGCCUUCACCACCAAGGGCAACCUCAAGGUACACAUGGGCACACACAUGUGGAACAACGCCCCUGCGCGGCGUGGCCGUCGUUUGUCGGUGGAGAACCCCAUGGCUCUGCUGGGGGGCGAUGCCCUCAAGUUCUCUGAGAUAUUCCAGAAGGAUCUGGCUGCCCGAGCGAUGAACGUGGACCCCAGCUUCUGGAACCAGUAUGCUGCCGCCAUCACCAAUGGGCUGGCCAUGAAGAACAACGAGAUCUCUGUUAUCCAGAAUGGGGGUGUCCCCCAGCUCCCCGUGAGUCUCGGCAGCAGUGCCCUACCCCCAUUGGGGGCUGUGGCCGGGGGGAUGGGCAAGGCGCGCACGGGCAACAGUCCACCCGUGGUCAGCCUGGACAAGGCGGGUGCAGACACCGCAGCCAGUCGCCCAUUCACAAGGUUCAUCGAGGACAACAAGGAGAUCGGCAUAAACUAG